GCUCAGGUUUCAGUGAUAUGCUUUGGAGGUAACUGUGACAUCCUGUCUGGCACACUUAGAAUAAAUAAGUAAACAAACAAACAACUGCUUGCUAGCUUUAAAUUCUCUGCCUUCAUCUGCAAGUGCUGCAGUUAGGCUGUCUCUGGUUUACUUCCUUAUGACUGGGUUCAGCCUGCACAGGCUGUGGUUUUUGCUCGGCGUGAGGCUCCCUGUGCAUGCCCUGCUUGUGAAGCACACCGAUAAGAGGCAUGGUGUGAACGGCAGUUUAUGUGACAUGGACCAUGAGAUAUGGCAGCACUGCAUGGCACGCUGCUGUGUCGGAGGCAGCCCUGGUGGUAACACAGAUCUCCUUCGAGCGUGGAUUGGAUUGCUUUGGAUUCUCGUGCCUAAAACCACGGGUGUUGACUGAGAAAGUACCAGCGUUCAGACCUAAGAGUGUAUAUGUGCUGCAGUAAACAGUCUCCCCAUGACCACUUAACCUGGAGCAGGGUAAUCUAAGCACUACAGACUGUUCUGGUCAAAUAAACUAGCUUACAAGGAAAUGACACACUUUGUGUUAUAAUGCCUCAGGGAAGCACCCCUCCUACGAUGGAGGUACAGCAGGCAGCAGCAAGUCCUGUAAAAGACUUCGCCUUCAAGAGGUGGAAUCAACAGAGGCGACUGAAUGCAGAAUUAGAAACAAAAACAGAAAAACUGGUGCGUCAGGCUGAAGAAGUAAUGAAAGCCCAACAGGAGAUACUAUCUAGACCAGUUACAGUACAGACUACAUCAUGUGAAGACAAUAGAGAGAGAGAUCCACUCUGCGCUGAAGUUUCAUCUCUUACACACUCACAUGCCAAGCUAGCAAACAAGAAGAAAUGUGCUUCCGUGCCCAUGGCUCAGAGCAGACCGUACUCUGGAAGUAAGGGAAAAAGAACCACUUCAAGUUCAAAAAUAAGAAACCUAGAAGUACAAAGUGCUGCUGAUGUUGCAAUACCGGAGGAUUGCACAGAUUUUUCUUUAGCAAAAACAAUAAACAAAAUUGAGGAAAAACUAGAGAAAGGAGGCUUACCAGAUUGUCUAGAUGAUAUUAUUCCAAGUGUUGGAAAUGAAGUUGGAGCAGAAGCUCAAAUCAGAUUUCUUAAAGCAAAGUUGCGUGUUAUGCAGGAAGAGCUGGCUAGUGUAGCCUGUGAAUGCAGGAAAAAGGAUGAUGAAAAUCAGAAUUUAAAAUCUCAGCUUAAAGAUACCAAAGAAGAAAACAGCAGACUGCAACGAACAAUCAGUAUGCAACAUUCUCAGACUGAAAAGUACAAAACGCUGUCACAAGAAGCAAACAAAAAAAAUGAAGGGUUGCAACAAGAGAUCACUGCACUAGAAAAGGAAUUGGAGAAUCUAAAGCGUGUACAAAAGCAGGCUGCAACCAGUCAGAGUGCAAUGGAGGUUCGCCUGAACAGGGCCCUGGAAGAAGCAGAAAGGUAUAAAGUGGAGCUCAAUAAACUGAAGCAAAGUAACAAGGAUGUGGCUAACCAAGAGCUCAAAACAAUUGAAGAAUUAAAAACAGAAAACAAGAAACUGCAGAAACAAAAAGAAGACCUAAUGACAGGUUUUAAAAAGCAGUUACAGUUAAUCGAUAUUUUAAAGAGACAAAAGAUGCACCUUGAAGCUGCUAAGAUGCUUUCUUUUACUGAAGAGGAAUUAAUGAAAGCUCUUGAGUGGGGAAAUUGAUUCCAUACAAAAAAAAUAAUUGUUUGAAAUACGAGUCAGAUUGUACAUAAUUUUGGCACUGUAUACGACUGCUUGUUAAUAGUUAAUAACUGCAUAUCCCCGCAAACUGGUUUUGUUGAUUUUGCUUAUGUUUAAAUUGUUUAACUUUCCUAA
This is a messenger RNA of Falco peregrinus (peregrine falcon), 1857 nucleotides long. RefSeq names its product testis expressed 9 (gene TEX9). The transcript has 11 exons. Lineage: Eukaryota; Metazoa; Chordata; Aves; Falconiformes; Falconidae. The record is from RefSeq and is a predicted model, not a curated record. Bases 562 to 1704 code for a protein of 380 amino acids.